AUGGAGGACGACUUGGCUGUUAAGAAGCGUGAGGGAGGCGGUUCGUUUAUGGCGGCAGUGUUUGAUGGCCACGGAGGCCGCGGCGCAGCACAGUAUGCCAAAUCUAGACUGUUUCCACUUCUCGAAACCUCCUGCAGCCAUGAAGAAAGUGUCAAGGAAGCAAUGAGAAGUUCAUUCUUAAAAAUACAUUCUGAAAUGUCAUCUGUUAGAGAAUCAUGGACUUCUACUAGGGAAGGUUACCUAAGUACAUCAGGAACAACAGCAACUGUAGUUGUGCUUCAGCCUACCAAAUUAUAUAUUGGAAAUGUUGGUGAUUCUGCUGGGAUAUUAGCAGUAAGAGGUCCAUUUGGAAAACUUUUUCCAAAACCAAUUACUGCAAAUCACAGACCAAAUAACUACAAGGAAUGUCAAAAUAUAGAGCAACUUG
This is a messenger RNA of Amphimedon queenslandica, 427 nucleotides long. Its product is annotated as protein phosphatase 1D-like. The record is from RefSeq and is a predicted model, not a curated record. Gene Ontology annotation, biological process: protein dephosphorylation. NCBI's taxonomy places the organism in Eukaryota, Metazoa, Porifera, Demospongiae, Haplosclerida, Niphatidae. The annotation marks the transcript as partial. Gene Ontology annotation, molecular function: cation binding; protein serine/threonine phosphatase activity. The transcript has 2 exons.